AUUAAACACGAUUUUGGAAUUGGACAUGGAGAUUUAAACAAAUCUUUACAUAAUAUGAGCAAAGAUCAAUCCAUGAAUAUGGAGUAUAACAAGAACUGAAAAUACUUUCAAUCUUUACGAAAAAAAACUCGAUGGUAAGAUAGCCACAGAAUGAUAAUAAUCUGCAACUUUAAGCGGCCAAACUUCUUUAUAGCGUGGUUGUUUUCCCUUGUAGAAACAUUAACUGGCAAUGCAAACCUAAGUCGUCCUUUUUAUGGACCAUUUAGAAGAUGAUGCCAUACAUCCCUUCUAAUCUUCCCCAGAAUUCCUGCUAAACCUGGAAUAUAGACAACCCUAAUCAGCUGAUGGACCUUCUUGACAUUAAAGAACCCAAGCAAAAGACGAUAGACAUAAAGAUAUUCUUGUUAAACACUCCUUAUUCAAAAUUUC
Moneuplotes crassus is the source of this 429-nucleotide messenger RNA. The record is from the annotation of a GenBank genome assembly. Lineage: Eukaryota; Ciliophora; Spirotrichea; Euplotida; Euplotidae.